Molecule: messenger RNA, 1485 nt
Organism: Coregonus clupeaformis (lake whitefish)
Lineage: Eukaryota; Metazoa; Chordata; Actinopteri; Salmoniformes; Salmonidae
Product: potassium voltage-gated channel subfamily E member 3
Exons: 2
Biological process (GO): regulation of ventricular cardiac muscle cell membrane repolarization; negative regulation of delayed rectifier potassium channel activity; potassium ion export across plasma membrane
Cellular component (GO): membrane
Molecular function (GO): potassium channel regulator activity; transmembrane transporter binding; voltage-gated potassium channel activity involved in ventricular cardiac muscle cell action potential repolarization
Source: RefSeq, a predicted model, not a curated record
ACCUCGAAGUCAACGGAGUACUCUAUUUAAAAGGUCACCAUCAUCAUCUCCUACCAGCGCCUUUAUGGCAAACAAUAGCUUGAGCUUCCAAAGGUAUUUGCGCUCUUGAUUUUACAUUUUUCUUCAAAGAUUGCGAAUUUGUCCUAAACUUGUGUCUCAGAUGUGUGACACCAAGUUCUCUCAGGCAGGUCAACAGAAACUGAAGCAGAAGCCAUAGGAGCAACCAGAGCUUAAAUACUUUUAUCCACAGCAAGAGAACAGAGUUGACAGAGUGGCAGUUCCCUUCCACAACCAGCAGAGGUCAGCAAUGCUGCACUUGAACGGCACAGAGCUGCAGACUCUCCUGCUAUCCUUCCUACAGCACUGUCUGAAUGGCACAGGUUUACUGGGCCCAGUACUCCCUCAGAACUACACUACCCAGCAGGCCGUUCUCCCAGUGGGCGGAGCUAUACCUAAGGCUCAAGCUCAGGGAUUUGUGUAUAUUCUACUUAUGGUAGGUAUGUUUAGUUUCUUCACGUUUGGUAUCAUGCUGAGCUACAUCCGCUCCAAGAAGCUGGAGAGCUCCCAUGAUCCGUAUCACCAGUACAUUGCUCACGACUGGACCAAAGGACUCACCCUCCCACGGGCUGUCACACAGGCACUGCAUGGGGCAGACACACGUAUUGGAGACAACGGGAAGAACCCCAUGGUCAUCUGCAACCCUGCUGCAUUGGAGCUCCCAGGAUAGGUUGGGAUGGAUAGUGAGGAGUUAAUAGUCUUGAUGUUCUCAAUCAUAAUAUAACAUAUUAUAGUCACGAUGACAAGUGAGAAAGAGAUUGAGUUAGAGUACCUAUUUUAUUAUAAUGCAAUCAUAGGCAGAAUGUACCGCACACCCAUAAUCGAUUAGUGAAGGUGCUGGAGGCAAAAUGCAAAACUGGAAAAAGUCACGCACACUUCCACUCAUAGUAGCUAAGCAUUCGGUCAGUCGACUCUGAUGAAGGUCGACUGACCGAAAGCUUACUUGCCAUUUAAAGAGAUUUUCAUCUGACUGGAAGUGUGUGAAAAAAGGUUUCUGUUUCCCUGUAUUUGAGUUCAGAGCAGUUUCAGUCAACUGCUCAUUCAUAAUGAACAUUGAGUAGGCUAUGCUUUCAUUCCUUCAUUCAGCAAAGAAACAAAUACAUGUAAUUAGAAUCACUUAGCUUAUAAACGUAGAUAAACAGUAUUUCAUUAAAUUGAUUAUUGUAGUCUGAUACCAUUACCAUUGUGUCCUAAGGUCCAGACACUGACACUGUGUAGCAUUAUUGUAAAGCACAGUUGAGUUCCAGUAAGGUGCUAUAGUAGUGGCUUGUACUUGUUUUCUGUGUGUUAUAACACGCUACUGUAAUCAACCUAAUGUAGCAUAAACACUGCAAAUGACAUAACAGACAAAGGAUUCAACACCUCUGUCUUAUCCUCUUCGAAGUGUGUUGACACCUGUGUAAAUGGAUUAUAAAUAAAAGUUUGAUU